GGUCGGCAAACUAUCCGACCGACGUCGUCGGCGAUGCGCAAGUACCGGCUCGUGUCCAAGAAGGGCGAAGGCACGUUCUCCGAGGUGCUCAAGGCGCAGAACGUCAAGGACUCCAAGUACCAUGCGAUCAAGUGCAUGAAGAACCACUUCGAGUCGAUUGACCAAGUGAACAAUCUCCGAGAGAUCCAGGCGCUACGGCGUCUCUCGCCGCACCCGCACAUUAUCAAGCUCGAAGAAGUCUUGUAUGACCAGCCGUCUGGACGCCUCGCGCUCGUGUUUGAGCUCAUGGACGCCAACCUCUACGAAAUGAUCCGGGGUCGACGAACGUACCUCAAUCCGGAGCUCAUUCGGUCGCUCAUGUACCAGCUCGUCAAGUCGCUGGACCACAUGCACAACAAGGGCAUCUUCCAUCGCGACAUCAAGCCCGAAAACAUCCUUGUCGAGAACAACGAGUUUCUCAAGCUCGCCGACUUUGGCAGCUGCCGCGGCAUUUACUCUAAGCAGCCGUACACCGAGUACAUUUCGACGCGCUGGUACCGUGCGCCCGAGUGCCUCCUCACGGACGGCUACUACGGCCCCGAAAUGGACCUCUGGGGCGUCGGGUGUGUAUUUUUUGAAAUCACGAGUUUGUACCCGCUCUUCCCGGGCUCCGACGAACUCGACCAAAUCAACCGCAUCCACAAGAUCCUCGGUACGCCGCUGCCAGACGUGCUCGACGUCUUUCGACGCAAGGGUGCGGCCCACAUUGACUUUAACUUUGCCCACGACGACGGCACGAGCAUCGCCAAGCUCAUUCCACACGCGUCGCCGGAAGCGGUCGAUCUCAUGUGCAAGAUGCUGGUGUACGACCCGAGCAAGCGCACGAACGCGCGCGAAGCACUUCGGCACGAGUAUUUUCGGGAAAUGCGCGAAAUUGAAGAAGCCGCGCUCGCGGCGGCCCAAGACCAGCUCCCGAAGCAACCGAGUGUCCCGGCGGCCAAUCCGCCGCCCGCCAAACACCGCGCCAAAGGCGUCAAGGACGACGUCGAGAAGGUGCGGCCACUGCCGAUGCUGGCAAAACCGCACGAAGAUCAUGAAUACUCGAUGGAUGGGGGCGCGUCAGAGAAGGAGUCGACGGCGUACGAGAUCAAUGAACUGCCGCCUAUCAAUGCCUCGAUGCUGCUUCCAAACGCUGGUAAAGGUGCCAAGGGCGUCGUCUUGCCGGACGCGAGCAAGAAGAAGAAUAUUUACCGAUCGACCAACGUGGCCGAGACGACCAAGGCCCGAAAACCCGCGCCCCAGGCAGCGGUCAACAACCUGGCCAACGCCGGCGGCAGCAUCGCUUCGUACAAAGUGUCGUCGAUGAAGGCAGCCAACAACCCGAGCUCCAAGGCAAAUAAGAAUCCGACAAAAUCCAUAGGAGCCGCGCCGAGUGGAGCGGCCAAGUCGCGACGUAAAUAAGACACUCGUUCCUAGUGGGUAGGUUCUCGUAGAAUAGGUCCGGUCAUAACCGCUCGAAUACACACUCUCUCAAACCG
Saprolegnia parasitica CBS 223.65 is the source of this 1517-nucleotide messenger RNA. Its product is annotated as CMGC/RCK protein kinase. The coding region runs from base 34 to 1440 and encodes 468 amino acids. The record is from RefSeq and is a predicted model, not a curated record. Gene Ontology annotation, cellular component: cytoplasm; nucleus. The transcript has 7 exons. Gene Ontology annotation, biological process: intracellular signal transduction; protein phosphorylation. Gene Ontology annotation, molecular function: protein serine/threonine kinase activity; ATP binding. NCBI's taxonomy places the organism in Eukaryota, Oomycota, Saprolegniomycetes, Saprolegniales, Saprolegniaceae.